AGUGACGCGUUCUUUUCCGGUGACAAAUGGUGAUUUGCGAGAGCGUCGUUAGUGCGGCGGUGAACGCAAAGUGCAAUGAUUCGAUCGCGUCAUCCCUUCGAGGAAUUGAAAGCGACGAAAAUGUCGCGGAAUUAACAACUCGCGAGUGAAUCUGCGCGACUGUUACAUCUGAUUUCCGAUUGACGAUCAAAAACAUCUUCCGUUUCUCGAUGAUAGUGAAAGCGACGUGAUAUCACGCGUCGCUCUUACCUUGCGCAUUCGAAAAUAGAGAUUUGGACAUGCGUUUAUGUAACGUGAAACAAAUAAUGUUGCAUUUGCACGUCGCGUUAUAGUGAAUGUGUUAAAAUAAAUGAUUAGAAAGGAGGCGUUGAAGCCUUAAUGCUCGGAGCUGCUCGUUUUAACUUAUACUUCGAGAACAUUUCUUCGACGUUACAAGUCUAUUCCCCACGAAAAGUAUCAUGGGUUGGAAGGGAAGAGGAAAGGUGGAAGGGGCUCCUUUCUCCAGAAGAUGUGCAAAACGAGUUCCUGUAGCAAGUCUUGUAGGUGGACUAUUUACAACGCUGUCUUCUGAUGUUAAAAUAAAGCGACUUGUAAGAUGAUUCAAAGUUUCCCGGAUAAUGCUGCUAUGGCAGAUGCGGUGGAAGAACGGCUGCGAAUUAUUCUCACUGAAGGACCUAAAAGUGUAAUGGACUUCGAGGAUAUGAAACCAGAAUUACCACCGUUUUACGACGAGAAGAAAUUUCAGUUGGGACAGCAAACGUUCUACAAUAAUGUUUUCUCCAUGAUGAUCGCGAAACUUUGCGGCCUUGUAUCCCUCUUAGCCAUUUCGACUAUAUUGGAUGUAGUUAUGUUUACCAAAAAGAGCAGUACUCCUUGUUUGGCGUAUCGCAGAUAUGCGGAGACGAUUCUUCAUACAGUCGUAUGGCAUGAAAAGGAUCCCAACGGCAAAACCAAUGAAUUCUUGGAAUCUCUAAAAAUCGUACGUCGAAAACACUGUAUUGCGUUCAAAAAAAGCACCGAGGCUGGUGUUCAUAAGCCAACGCAAUUGGACAUGGCACUCGCCCAGUUCGGAUUCAUCGGAUACAGUUUGGUGAGCAAGGAAUAUCUGGGAAUAAAUGCCACCCCCGAGGAAAUGGAAGGUGUAGUGCAUCUCUGGCGGGUCGUCGGCAGCAUGCUUGGAAUGGACGACAAAUUCAAUCUUUGCUCGGGAACUGUCGAAGAAUCCCGCGUUCUUUGCCAAAGAUUGUUGGAAGAUGUUUUCGUUCCUUCCCUGGCAAACAGGAACGAGCAUUUCAAUCAUAUGGGCACUGUGAUGCUGGAGAGCCUCUGGCCCAUAAACUUUAAUAUCGAGCCGCUAGCGUUCACUGCCUUUACACUUCACUUGGCUUCUUCUACUGCGCGUAACAAUAAUCAUUCCAUUGAAAUAGAUUACUCGAAGUUGCCGUUCUACAGUUGGUACUUGUUCAAUUUGCAACAUUUUGUGCUGAAGUACUUGAUGCGACCUAGUGCCUGGUGGUCCUCAUUCUUCCGUGCGUUUUUUAAUGGCUUAAUGCGAUACUCGAUAUACUUGCUAAAAAAUGUUUCCUAUCUUGCUUAUUGGAAAUUUGGGAAGAAGUAUGCAAGGAUCAAAAUAUUUCAUCAUCACUUUGAUUGAGAGUUUAAUCGAAGUAACAAAAGAUACCGGCAUUAUAAAAAAUUACAUUAAAUUGAGUACCAAUGAAAGAAAAGGCUUUAUAGGCGCAAUUAUGCAAUUUUAUUACCGCAUAUCUGUAUAAUUAUAAUUUUAUCUAAUUUGAAAAGCAGUAAAUGUUCCUACA
This is a messenger RNA of Temnothorax curvispinosus, 1817 nucleotides long. RefSeq lists its product as uncharacterized. The coding region runs from base 596 to 1654 and encodes 352 amino acids. NCBI's taxonomy places the organism in Eukaryota, Metazoa, Arthropoda, Insecta, Hymenoptera, Formicidae. The record is from RefSeq and is a predicted model, not a curated record. The transcript has 7 exons.